This is a messenger RNA of Syngnathoides biaculeatus (alligator pipefish), 1941 nucleotides long. RefSeq names its product enkurin domain containing 1 (gene enkd1). The coding region runs from base 349 to 1398 and encodes 349 amino acids. Gene Ontology annotation, cellular component: cytoplasmic microtubule. Lineage: Eukaryota; Metazoa; Chordata; Actinopteri; Syngnathiformes; Syngnathidae. The transcript has 7 exons. The record is from RefSeq and is a predicted model, not a curated record.
ACACUUCUUAGAGCAAAUUUCGGACGACGAAACCAAAUGCUUUUAUGCCAAUCCUAUUGUUUAUGUUAUCGGCCGACAUUCGCGUGUAAUUAUUUCACGAGUUUUAUAUUCGAAAUCUUUUCAGAGGACGUCACAUUCGCUAAUCUGAUCAAAAGAUUGUGCCACGAGAUUUCACGAUUUUAGAGCAGCAUUUCUUUUCAUCGGUUCUUUUAAUUGAUUGCCUUUUGCUUUAAUAUCUCGAUUAGAUUUUGUUUUUUUAAAUCUCCUCUGCUGAACGCAGUUAUUGGCAAGACGGUCAGUUUUAAUGUUAUGAAUAUGCAGAUUUUAUGACUGCAGUGAAGCCUUUCAAUGUGCGAGGGCCCUUCGUCAAUAUGUGGACCAAUCCCACCAGAUCCGUCGUUGUUUCCCCAGUACUACAAAAAGCCUGCUUCAGCUUUGGGUCGUCUGGAGGGAAACGAACGGGGUACGUCGGCGCUGCUGUCGGGGCCCCUGGCUCCGGAUCCUGUACUGCACCCUGACUGCUACAGCGCUCAGGCCUCACCGCGACGGCCACGCAUCGGCGCCAACGCUUCCCACAUUCUGGAGCGAGGACAGAGAGGCGUCAUGCGGGAGCUUCUGAAAGCGGAUUAUUUUCCUGACGCGGAACUAACGAAACCAAGGCGAGCCUUGGACUUUCGCAAAGACAACAUCCGGCGGCUUCGGGAAAUCCAGAGACGCUGCAAAGAAGUGGAAGCUGAGAGGGCCCGUUCCGCUCCGAUCAAAGCUUUGUGGACUUCGACGAAAUACCACAAUGUCCAGUCCAAAUUUAUGGACGACAUACAGGUUACCAGUCCAGCCGUGAAACCGCAGUGUCAAAAUUUUCUGAAGGCUCACUCUCAAAAUAAAGCAACCCCAAGACCGCACUCAACGCCCGCCGCUGUGACCUCGGGUCACUCUUCCGCGUCUGAACGGGACAAGAAUUUGCAAGUAAAAGGCCAGAGCAUCGACUUCAUCAAGUAUAACGCACGCGCUGCGGGAAAGACGAUGCAGAGGUCCCAGUCGCUGACAAACCUGCGCGAUAAAUCGGUGCCCAGCGCUGUCAUAGGCCAGGUGCCUCACUACAUAGAGGAGAGGAAGAAACAGUGGCGUAAAGCGGAAGAGGAGGAGAGGAGGAAGAAACUGAAUCCAUCCGUUCCAGCUGGACACACGUUAAUGUCUGAAAGUGACAGGCAGGAAACUCUAAAAACGCUUAAAGAAAGCCAUCGGUCCCUGGUGACAGAGCUGCUGUUGCUUCCCCUCAAAGCCGACAAUCUGAGUGUCCGCUCGCGCCGCGCGCAUCUCGAUCGGAGACUUUCGGAGAUCGAGGAAGCCAUCAAAAUAUUUUCCAGGGAUAAAGUUUAUGUUAAAAUAAAUUCCUAACCAGGAAAGAGGCCGAGGCGGGACGUCCACUGCUACAAUGUUUAAAAUGUUGAUUUUGACUUUUUUGUUCAAUUAUGCAACAUCACAGAAUGAAUAAGUUCAGUAUUGCUAAUGGAGCAGAAGAUUUGGAGUUGGAGAAAAGUCCUCUCAAAACUUUUAAAUGACUUUGUAUAAAUAUAUUUGUAUGUACUGCUACAUUAUUUGGUGUUUUAAAGUAUAAAUAUAUUUGUAUAUACUGCUACAUUAUUUGGUGUUUUAAAGCAAUCAUGUAAUAAGCAAAUGAGAUGACAGUACAAUAAUAUUUCAAGCAACUUUGGUAAAUAUUGUACAGCCACUUUAAUAAAGCUGAAUAAGGAUAAACAUUGUUGGUAUAGACAUCUUCCAAACAUGUUUUAGGAAGUAUAAUAUACAUUUUUGUAUGAACUUUGUUUCAUCAAGACGUUAAAUGACAAGUUGUUAAAUGUACUUUCGAUGUAAAGUUGAAUGUGUGCUUUUUUUCCCCGUUAUUAUUUUUUCUUUAUGGAAUAAAUUCGUGCAGCAAGA